UGGUGUCAUUCUCCAUAGGUUUUUUAGUUCUGUAUAGAAUUGCUUAGAACAUUUUUAUGAAGGGGCUUGAUCAGCCCCAGUGUGUAUAGGUAACAACAAGCUCAGGUGUGUCUUAUUAGUAAACUCUUAGUGAAGCCAGGAAUGGAUCAAACUGCUACGCAAUGGGGGCCUUAUUUCCAUACCUGAAUUCUGACAAGCUCUGAAAUCCAUUAAGAAAGAGGAGGGAGGAGGAUGUGAAACUGACGCCAUUUCGGCUCACUACAGAUCAUUUAGUAUCUAAACUGACGAGCAACAGGAGCCAGCAUGGCGGACAGACCGACACAGUUUCACGACCCCGGUUUGCAAUGUUUUUUUUUGUGCACGACACGAAACACAACACACGGUAAAUAACGUUCCUCGUAAAGCACAUUUCCAAGAGGAAGCUUUCUGACUGAAAUUCGAGCGCGUUUGUACCGACAUUAGGGACUGUCUUGCGGCGCACAGACGCGAUUUUACACCUCAGUAAGGCGUACAGCCUUCACAGUAAGGAAAUAGUCGAUGGCUUACCUCAGUCAAGAUGGCGACGCUUGCUUCACUUUUCCCCAACCACGCUUCACUCCCCGGACACGUGAUUCGGGUUUGUUUUCGCAGCUCAUCCGGGUGAUUGGGAUUACCUGACGGGCCGGUGAUGUGGCGCUUUACUGUCCGAGCAGCUGUGUGAGCAAAACACAAGAGAAAACCACAGGACCGGGGCUUAUAAAUAAACACACACAUCCACACAGACAUACACACACAGCAGACACCGCUGGAGGAAGAGCAGGGACCUGGCACAGGGGAGGUGACCGUCGCGCUUCAAUUGUUUAUGGAUCUGGUGGAUACCGACUGGAAGAAAACAGCAAUGGCAACUCCUGAGGAUUUACAAUUUCAAGAGUUUGAAGAGGCGGCCCAGCUGCUCUCAGCCAAUCCAGAGGCAGUGACUCGGAGUGCGCGGGACCUGAGCAGCACGGAGAGAGAGAGGGAGAGAGAGAGUGAGAGAGUGAACGUCAGCCUGUCUGAGGAGGAGGGAGAGGAGGAGGAGGCAGAGUUGCUGAGUGGACAGAAGAAGCAGCCAAACUUCUGGUCGUUUGAUUAUUACCAGUCCUUCUUCAACAUCGACACCCUGCAGGUCCUGGACAGGAUAAAGGGCUCCCUCCUCCCACUGCCGGGGAAGAACUUUGUGAAGCACCAUCUGCGCAACAACCCGGACCUGUACGGUCCCUUCUGGAUCUGUGCCACUCUGGUUUUCACCGUUGCGAUCAGCGGGAACCUCUCCACCUUCCUCUUGAAGAUGGGAGACCCCCAGUACCACUACAGACCCCAGUUCCACAAAGUGUCGGUUGCAGGGGUCUCUGUGUUCUGCUAUGCCUGGCUCGUACCCCUGGCUCUCUGGGGUUUCCUGCAGUGGAGGAGCAGCAGCAAUCCCAGCGUGACGAGCUACUCCUUCCUGGAGACUGUGUGUGUGUACGGGUACUCACUGUUCAUCUACAUCCCCACCUCGAUUCUCUGGAUUAUCCCAGUCGAUUGGCUUCGCUGGCUGCUCAUUCUCUUGGCUAUGGCUCUCUCCGGCUCAGUCCUGGUUCUCACGUUCUGGCCGGUGAUUCGAGACGACACUAAGCCCGCCUCCAUCGCCACGGUGACGGCCAUCCUGCUGCUCCACGCGCUGCUCGCCAUUGGCUGCAAGAUGUAUUUCUUCCAGACAGCCACACAGAUGAUGAUGCCAGUCCCCUCCCUGGCGCCCCCUACAGGAAACCCCAACAUUACGUUGAAUCAGUCCUAGAGAGAGGGGGCCUGCGUCUCCACUGCGCUGCCCGGACCUGUUCUUGUGACACACAGGGGAUUGCGAACACUGAACCCCGAACAACCCCCUGACCCCUGAACUCUACCCUUGAGGAGAACGCUUUACUGACCCCUCCCGAGCCCAGGGGCACAAGAGCAGCACUGGCAUCGCUUCACUGCCUGGCAUUCUCCACGCGCUCACCUGAAUUAACUGCACAGGCCGGCAGCGAGCGUGUCCAAGUUAUUCCCUGAGCUGAUUUCAAAACAGGACAGUAUCUCAGAGAGACCCCUCAGCACUGGGGUGCGGGUCACGCAUGCAGUACCGGGUCACUAAUCUGGGAUCGAAUGUUAUUUUAGGGAGGCAGAGGUGCUCAGGCUCUGCAGGGAUGGAAAUCAGACUCCCGUUGCAUCGCAGUUUAACCCAUUCCAGGCUUUACUACGACCAGCUUGAUCAGCCACAGUGUGUACAGGUAACGAGCUCAGGUGAGUCUUAUUAAUAAACUCGCUGUGCAACGGGACUCUUAUUUGCAGCCGUGGAUCUGUGAAAGCAGUUUUGUUUGAGUGGAGUUUAGGGUUGGUUCAGGUUCUGAAGGGGUUUCAGUAUUUCUUUAAUUAUUGUUUUUGGUUGAUAGUGAUAACGCUCGUGUUUUAAAGACGCAAAGCUUGUGAAGGUGAGUGAAGGUUCGAAUGCUCUGCUUCACUGGUCCAGCUCUGAUAACGAAGGUUUCUGUUCGUUAUCAGACCUGUUUGAUUUCUUCUGGGUUGGGUCCUCGUUUGGUUUCUAAUGAUUUUUGGAGCACGUUCUCCUGUGUUGAAGAGAAAUGUAAUAAAAUAUUUUUAAAAG
This is a messenger RNA of Acipenser ruthenus (sterlet), 2638 nucleotides long. RefSeq names its product protein YIPF1. The coding region runs from base 842 to 1795 and encodes 317 amino acids. The transcript is spliced from 9 exons. The record is from RefSeq and is a predicted model, not a curated record. Gene Ontology annotation, biological process: vesicle-mediated transport. NCBI's taxonomy places the organism in Eukaryota, Metazoa, Chordata, Actinopteri, Acipenseriformes, Acipenseridae. Gene Ontology annotation, cellular component: membrane; Golgi apparatus. Gene Ontology annotation, molecular function: small GTPase binding.